Messenger RNA from Vicia villosa (hairy vetch), 703 nucleotides. Its product is annotated as cysteine proteinase inhibitor B-like. The coding region runs from base 53 to 448 and encodes 131 amino acids. The record is from RefSeq and is a predicted model, not a curated record. Gene Ontology annotation, molecular function: cysteine-type endopeptidase inhibitor activity. The transcript has a single exon. Lineage: Eukaryota; Viridiplantae; Streptophyta; Magnoliopsida; Fabales; Fabaceae.
AAUCAUAUCUCAUUCUUAUAUACACAGAAUUUAAUCAUUCGUUUGUGAUUUUAUGAUGGCUGUGAAUAUUGCAAUCCUUAUAACCAGCUUGCUCUGUAUCCUCUCAGCGGCGUCGUGUGGGCGGGUGAUAGUUGGGGCAAAGACGGAGAUUACUGACGUGAGGUCAAACAAGGAGGUGCAGGAGCUUGGGAGGUUUGCUGUAGAGGAGUACAACUACAAACAAAGCAACGGCGGCGGAGAGAUGUUGAAGUUUGUGGAGGUGGUGGAGGCGGAGAAGCAAGUGGUGUCAGGGAUGAAGUAUUAUCUUAAUAUUUCAGCCGUUGAUCGUAAUGGUGUUCAUAGAAUGUUCACUUCUGUUGUGGUGGUCAAGCCGUGGCUUCAGUAUAAAAAGGUUGUCCAUUUUGGGGAUUCAUCUACCUUCCACCAACUACAACGUACAAGUAUGUAAAAAAGAGAACCCUAUAUACGACAGGGAACCGUUUAUUUUGGACCUAAAUAAUGCUAUUAAGCAGUAUAUGGUUUCCUGACUAAAGACGCGAUAUUUGUAAUUGCAACUGAGUUGUUCAUUUCUUUCGAUUAAUAAAAAAUUUCCUCUACUGUGUACGUGAGUGUGGCUUCAAAGACAUAUCAUGAGAGAUUGUUAGGUUUGUACUAUCAAAAUGAACUAUAAUUUAUAUAAUUAAUACUAGAUUAAUUUUUCAAA